Molecule: messenger RNA, 853 nt
Organism: Mya arenaria
Lineage: Eukaryota; Metazoa; Mollusca; Bivalvia; Myida; Myidae
Product: stress response protein NhaX-like
Exons: 4
Coding region: 159-647 (162 amino acids)
Source: RefSeq, a predicted model, not a curated record
GCAACUAUACCCGACCUGUGAUCUUUACGUUAUCUGUGUACAUGCGCGCAGUGCUACUCUAUAGUCAAAACAAACGCACGUGGUCUCUGAGAAUGUCAACUUCUUGCUAGUAUUAUUGUGGUCUAUUUUGUUGUUGUGUGGCGGUGAUUGAUUACAAGAUGUCAGAAGAAAAUGGAAUGAGCCCUCGGACGUUUAAGCGGCGGAUCGUGAUCGGAAUGGACGGAUCACAAAAUGCAAAGGAUGCCUUUUUGUGGUACGCGAAGAAAAUGCACCAGCCAGAAGACUACGUUAUUGUGGUGCAUUCACCCGAGUUUAAGAACCUCGCACAUAUGCCGGUGAUGACGUCAGACGCUGCGUUGAUGACGAAGAUCGUGGACGAGGAGCAGCAGCAGACGAAAGUCUGCCUCACUCAUCUCUCAGAGAUGCUCAAACUUAACGGGGUGCAGGGUACCGUAAAGCACAUCCCGGGGGAACCUGGAGAACAGAUCGUGCAUGCCGCUCAGAAGGAGGGCGCCGACUUCAUCGUUACCGGAAGUCGCGGCAUGGGCAAGCUACGCCGCACGUUCCUGGGAUCCGUGAGCGACUACAUCGUCCACCACUCUCCUGUUCCCGUGCUCGUGUGUCGCCUCGAGGACUCGCUCCAUUAGACCGGCUUUGAAUGUUUUGCACGUGUCAUGCACGUGUCCUGUACAUACCAUUGAAAGAAACGGCAGCUAGAACACGGAUACCAUGUUCUAGUUUUUAAAUGUUUCGUCUUAAAAAACGUGAUUUUAGUGCCUUCGUGUGUAAACUUAUAAAUGGAAAUUCAAGUAGUUGAUAUUGUUUUUGUUAAAAAUAAAUAUGUUGGAAUUAA